AUGGAGAGAAACGAGAGAAGAAUGUAUUACGAGCGUUAUGUAAUUCCACAAGUACUCCAAACGACAAAUCUCUCAUACAACAGAAAGGAGCAGGGUUACACCCGCACAGUGGUAGUUCGAGUAAUAGACGAACGAGCCUACCGAAGGAGAAUAGGGGAACAUGAGCCAUUUACAAUGCUCCUGGAUGUAAGAACACCAGGGAAUGGUCCAACUAGAAGAGGCAGGAGAGGAUUUAUUCCACCAUGUGUGCUUUUCAAAGUAUUUAUCAAGAAGAAAAAAACUCGAAGAAUAGUACUGGAUGAAAUUUCAUCUAACCAAGAAGAGUCCCAGGCAGUGAUUGACCAUGCUGAAGAAGAAAGGAGUGACCCCAUGAGUAUUAAUAUUGCGACAGAACCAACCACAGCCUCUGACUCGAUGUAA
Plasmodium inui San Antonio 1 is the source of this 420-nucleotide messenger RNA. RefSeq lists its product as hypothetical. NCBI's taxonomy places the organism in Eukaryota, Apicomplexa, Aconoidasida, Haemosporida, Plasmodiidae. The coding region runs from base 1 to 420 and encodes 139 amino acids. The record is from RefSeq and is a predicted model, not a curated record. The transcript has a single exon.